AUUUAUUAUAUCAAUAAAUUCUUAAACACAUCCGAAAUUACUAAAACAAUAAUUUCGCGACGCGUGGCCGAGCAUUAUGAAACGGAAAGAAACUGGGUCAAAACCAACUCAAAUCUUUCACAAUGGCGGAGAAUUUUGAAAGGGCUGCCAAUGCUCGCAAGAAGAAACUCCCUUCCAUGGAUUGUCUUAUUAGGCAAGGUAAUGAUAUUUUAGAAAAGCGAAAAAAGAGAAGAAAGCCUAUUCAUUAUGAGUAUAGCACGGAUCCAAAAACUGGCCAACGGAGUUGCAAAAAUACUUACAAUCCAAAGUAUUAUAAUCGCGAUGAUACCGCCUCUAGUUCAAGAUCAAAAAACUUAGAGGAACACAGCGAUAAUAUUUUCCAAGAACAAGAACCACCAGAAGUAAGUUUAUUGGAUCGUGAAUCAGAUAUGGAUGUAACGACAAACGCUGUAGAGGAUGUGACAAUGAAUGAUAUCCUUGAAGAAGCAAAAGGAUUAUUAUGUAACUGGAAAUGUGGUGGUCAGCAAAAGAAACGAACCUGGCAUGAAAGACAAAAUUCCCUUUAUGAAAGCUGGGAGGAAGUCAGAAGUAGUUUAAUCGAAGUUUUGCUGCAAACUAAAUUUUCCAUUGGCAUUUUUGAUGAAUUGUUAUGCGAAAGCUGUAAAGAUGCCAUGGCAGUUAUUGGAUGUCAAGACUGCAUUUCACAUAGAUAUGUCUGUGGGGAUUGUGAUGAGGAGAACCAUAAGAACCAUCCAUUUCAUGAUCGAGAUGCAAUUUUGAAUGGUUUUCAUGAACCUAUUCCUCCAACAGCCUCAAUUAACAGCAAACUGGAAUGGAUUACUGUUGAACGGUCCCUUCCAUUUGGUGAUGUUAUUUGUCCCACAUGCCUAUUUCCUUGCAAUAUUUUAUAUGAUGAGAAGGGUAUGGGUUGCAUUGCUGUAACAUUGAAAGGUAGAUUCGACAUUAGUCACACAAAAUAUGAAUGUAAACAAUGUGACAAUGUUAUUUCAUCAACAAGUCCCCAUGUUUUAAUACAGCUGGGGUUUUGGCCUGGAACUAUUCGUGACAUGACAUAUGUAUUUCACCAAGAUCUCUUUCAUUUCUGGGAUAAUUUACAGAAGAUUGUUCCUGGAAUUUCUCAAAAUAGUUUUGUGAAAUCACUAGAAAUGUUUUCGAUACAAAAAGGGCGGAUGGGAACAAUUAACAGCAAAACAUUUGGUAGCUCUUUUCGUGAAUGGAAAUAUUGCCAAUAUGAAUUGAACAAACUACGGCAUAUUAACUGGAUGGAGUGCCCUGCAUGUGAACAGCAGCAACACUCCGUUCACAUGGAUGGUAACAUGAAACUUUAUCGGUACAAAUCUGCUGGGAUCAGGAAAAGAGAUUGCUACUAUGGAGAUGCUUUUAUUGCUUCAAAUGAAAAAGUUCAACAUCAUCUCUGUAAAAUUUACAAAAAAGGAAAGGAAAAGGUCACAGAUGAUUCUAAGUGUGGCGAUUCUAUUUGGCAUGCUGCUGGAAAUACUUUGAAGAAAAAGAAAAUUGUUGAUGAAACUGGGCUAGAAAUUGCUGGCUGUCGUCACAGUGUUGCCCAGCAUGCAGUUAGCAUGAAGCACGGAGAAGUGUAUGGCUAUGCACAUUAUAUGCAAAAGGAAUAUUACCUUCGUCGUACAACACAAUUCUUCUGGUAUGAUGUCAUCUGCAAGUAUUGGCCUUGGCUGUGUAAAAAUGAUGUAACCACAUCUCAAAAGAUGAAACCUGCUCUUUCCGUAAUGCAUGCCAAAGCACAUGCUUGGUAUUGCCAGGUUAUUUGGGGAGGGCGAUGGCAAGAUGGCGCUUCUGCAACAACAGGAGAGGAAGUAGAACAGAUUAACAGUCAUUUCUCGCGGUUAGGGUGCACUACCAAGCAUAUGUUACCUGAAGGACGAGAGGAAUUGCUGACUGAACAUGCACUGGAGUGGAAUAAAAGAAAAAUAACCAAACUGUCAAGUAUUCUUGCGAAAAGAUAUACAAAAGCUAAAGAUAAAACCGCCAUCAUGCAGAAAGAAUUAGAAAGCAUGUCAGAGAAACUUGAGUGUGAUCCAACAACAUUACAGAAAUGGAAAGAAGAUAUAUUUGACGCUGCUAAACUGGAUGAAAAAUCGAGAAAUAAAAGAUAUUCCAUAACUCCGGAGGAAAUGAAAUACAUAUGUCAUUUGCUCACAUUAGAUGUGUUAACGCCAAAAGAGAAGGCCUUGUUUGACGUUGCUGAAAAGAUUUAUAAGGAAAAAUCUAAACAGUUUCAGCCCAAGAUCUGUCGCAAUUAUUCCUUUGGUGAAGGUGUUUUAAAAAAUAAAUCUUUGGAAUAUUUGAGAUACAAUAUGGAAUUCCAUCAUAACGCGAUCUCUCAUCUGGCAUUUAACAUUGCAAAACUUGCAGAUUCUUCGAAGCAACGAAAUAAGUUAAGGAGAAAGAUCAGCAAAGAGAAAGAGAGUAUCCAUUCUUUGAUUUCAAAUUAUAAUCGAAUUGCAGACGAACCGCUAAGCAACAUAGAAGAAAUUUUAAAUGGAAAGUUUCCAUGGAAUUCUCGGAACGAGCCAGUUGAUGAGUUGCCUUUGGUAACGAGACGAUCUGUGGUGGAUAAGUUGAUGGAAAUUCAACGGUUUCAGGAGGAAAUCGAAGUUACUAAAAAGGAAAUGUUCCAAUACCUUGAAUAUUACACCAAGAAAUGCCUUCCGGCACUUUAUAGCGAACUUGCAAAAUUGGAAAACCUGCUGCAAGGUAAAAGUCGCAGCCAAUGUGGUGGUGAACAGCCUGUUCUUGCGGUGGAAAGUGCUGUGUGUGUGGCAAAAACCUAUUCUACAAGCUCAGUCAAAAGGACCAUUGUCAGAGGAAAGCUUGCCUUGGUUAACGAAGGAAUUAACUUUGCCAUGCAACAAUUAAGGCUUGGAAUCCAAUCUUUCUUGCCAGUUCUCGGUUUACAAUUGUCUGGAUUCCAGGACAUAAUUGAGUCGCACAAUGACAAUACUAAGCAAUCCUAUGAAGAUGUGGAGGAUGAGCUGGAAAGAGAUACAAAUUUUGAUAUGGAUAGUGAAACCGACAGUGACACUGAUAACGACAAUGAGAGUAUCUAUUCCGAAUGGGAGUUUGACACCUAAGAUGGUCGAUACGUCCCUAAUUAUUCGUGCUUGUUGUAAAAUGUUAUAAUUCGUAAAGUUAUUUUCUUCGCUUUAAAUCCUAAAAAGUCGUUAUAUUAUUUAAACACAACUUCUGAAUUCUGUACAAAAUCAACUUUGUUUCGUAAAGUUAAGGGCGUCCUGGAACAAUACCCUUUUGAAGUCGUAUAUUAUAUUUUGACUUAUUAAAAUAUAAUAUCUUUGUCAAGGCAACAAUUUUUUGGCCGUGGAAAUUAUAAACAGAUAUGAGGAUUUACUUAUGUCAAGUUCUAUAUAUAUUGCUAACUAAAGGUAUAUGAAAGUAUACUAAUUUGGCUGUUUUGUGCGUUUUUGUGUCAUCUU
Dendronephthya gigantea is the source of this 3491-nucleotide messenger RNA. RefSeq lists its product as uncharacterized. The coding region runs from base 123 to 3131 and encodes 1002 amino acids. Lineage: Eukaryota; Metazoa; Cnidaria; Anthozoa; Malacalcyonacea; Nephtheidae. The transcript has 16 exons. The record is from RefSeq and is a predicted model, not a curated record.